Molecule: messenger RNA, 225 nt
Organism: Trametes versicolor FP-101664 SS1
Lineage: Eukaryota; Fungi; Basidiomycota; Agaricomycetes; Polyporales; Polyporaceae
Exons: 3
Coding region: 1-225 (74 amino acids)
Biological process (GO): proton motive force-driven ATP synthesis
Molecular function (GO): proton-transporting ATP synthase activity, rotational mechanism
Source: RefSeq, a predicted model, not a curated record
AUGAGCAGUGCUACCUGGCGCAACGUCUUCACGUACAACAAGUACACCCAGAUCGCCGCGCGCGCCCUCCGUUCCUCCCUCAAGGAGGAGGAACGUGUAAUUGCCGAGAAGCGCGGCCUCACCCUCCUCAGGUACCAGCGCUGGGAGAACGGCCACGGCGGCCCUCAGACCUUCCUCGUCCCUCCCGCCGACGAAGGCGCGCCGAAGAAGUCUGCAGCUGUAUAG